CUCAAGAAGUUCAUAAGAACUCCAGAGAUCCCUUCAAAGCAUGUGAGAAACUGGGUCCCCAGGGUUCUGGAGCAGCGACGGCAAGGCUUGGAGUUGUACUUGCAGACAGUCAUUUUAGAAAACGAAGAGCUCCCUAAAAUAUUUCUUGAUUUCCUGAAUGUUCGCCAUGUACCUGCCUUGCCAAAAGCAGAAAGCUGUGGCUCUUUUGAUGAAACAGAAUCUGAAGAAUCAAGCAAACUGUCCCACCAGCCUGUGCUGCUGUUCCUAAGGGAUCCAUAUGUCUUGCCUAAAGCCAACGAUGACUUUCCAAACGUAGUUAUAGAAGGCAUUCUACAUGGAAUAUUUUAUCCUCAUUUACUGCCCAGGUAGAAGUGAUGCGUGGCUAGAAGAAGCUGAAGCAAGUCCCUGAGUCAUGGUUAAUGGAAUUAACAGGAAUAAAAUUCUGUCAUGUGAAAAUUACGCUCAGAAGCGAGAGGCACAACCUCAGUUUUAGUUCAAGCAUUCUCUCUUUUUAAAUAAAAUCAAUGUCACUACAAUUGCUGCUUUUAAAAAAAAAUAUGGAAACAACAGUAUUGAAGUUAUUUAUACCUUCUCUAUAUUAACAUGCUCUACCUAUUUAACACUAAAAGCUGAAAGUCAUACACUGAAUUACACUAACCUUUAAAAAGAAUUGAAAGCUUUUCUAAUUAUUUCUGUAAUUUCUAUUACAAUCACACUAAACUUUUUUGCACCAGGAUUUUUCCCAGCGCAUUACCCAUUGCUGGCAGUGGAUAGAUUGAAAGUGCUG
Tauraco erythrolophus (red-crested turaco) is the source of this 787-nucleotide messenger RNA. NCBI's taxonomy places the organism in Eukaryota, Metazoa, Chordata, Aves, Musophagiformes, Musophagidae. The record is from RefSeq and is a predicted model, not a curated record.